AUGGCGUCGUGUGUGGCGGCUGGGGUGGCCGCCGAGGAAACGCGGUUUGGGACGACGUGUGAGGUGAGGAAGCGGCACCGACACGGCAGAGCCGUCCCGUCCUCCGUACCGGUGACUGGGGAAUGGCGAGGAAGGCCUGCAGCCCGCAGCAGCCAUCCCUGGCGCGGGGUCAGAGCAGCUCUGCCGCCUUCCGCAGCCUCUGCCCACGAGCUGUCCCCGGGGUCUCCGCCACAGCGCAGCCGACAAAGACCGCUCCUCGUUCUCGUGGAGCCACGUCGGGCUUCUGAUCCAGCUGACAAGACUUCAUUUUAUGGCAGAUUCAGGCACUUCCUGGACAUCAUUGAUCCACGCACUCUCUUUGUUACUGAGAGUCGUCUGAAGGAAGCCGUGCAGUUGUUGGAGGAUUACAAACAUGGGACUUUGCCCCCGGGAGUCACCAACAAAGAGCUGUGGGGAGCUCAAAAAAUAAAGCAGGCCAUCAUCCACCCCGACACAAACGAGACCAUCUUCAUGCCUUUCCGAAUGUCAGGUUACAUUCCCUUUGGAACACCCAUCGUUGUUGGUCUUCUCUUGCCCAACCAGACGCUGGCAUCCACGGUGUUUUGGCAGUGGUUGAAUCAGAGCCACAACGCCUGCGUCAACUAUGCAAACCGCAACGCGACAAAGCCUUCUCCGACAUCCAAGUUCAUCCAGGGCUACUUGGGAGCUGUCAUAAGUGCUGUCUCAAUAGCAGUGGGCCUUAAUGUUCUGGUUCAGAGAGCAAACAAGUUUACCCCCGCCACUCGUCUCUUGAUCCAGAGGUUUGUGCCGUUUCCUGCUGUCGCUAGUGCCAAUAUCUGCAACGUUGUCCUGAUGAGGCACACGGAGCUGGAAGAAGGAAUUGAUGUUUUGGACAGUAACGGAAACAUCGUCGGGUCUUCCAGAAUUGCUGCAAAACACGCACUGCUAGAAACGGCCCUGACUAGAGUGGUCCUGCCAAUGCCUAUACUGGUUCUACCUCCAAUUAUUAUGUCCAUACUGGAAAAAACAUCAUUCCUGAGGUCCCGUCCCCGGAUGAUUCUCCCAGUCCAAAGCCUUGUGUGCCUCGCUGCCUUUGGCCUGGCCCUCCCCUUGGCCAUCAGUCUCUUCCCGCAGAUGUCCGAGGGGGAAGAGGAGCGUCCUCAAGCCACACCAGCUCGCAGGUGUUGCGACGGGCUGUAGCUAGCGCUGGCCACGUUUCUGGAUGAGUUUGGAGAUGCACCUUGGCUGUGUCCCCAGGGAGGAUCGGGAUCCCUGCAUCUAUAGCAAAGCUUCCAGUAGCCUCAAAGGGGGUUGAAGCAAUUCCUCUUUCUCCCGCUGCCUCGUUCUAGUGUCUCCCGACCUGGUAUGUCAGGAUACUGAGUGGUCGAUGCUGCACUGACGCUCAUGGAGCCAUCACCCUGAAAGCCCUUUCCCCUCCUCAACCCCUUGAACCUUGUAGCACUCUCUAGGAGUGGUGCUUAUACACCAUGCUUCCCUGAGUGCUGGUUGUGACCUUGUGUGCCUCCUGGACUUCUCUGCUGGAUUCAUUGUUGAAGACCCUUUUCUGGUAGGCAACUCAGCGCUAUCGUCCUGGAGCCGGGAAGGGGAUCCAUCCUUUGCCCCAGCACAAGUAGAUCUACCCCAUCAGGAGCAAGAGGAUGAACACAAUUCAAACCCGGUCCCAUGGUGGGCACUCAGUUUGGAAGGACAAAGUCGCCCCAUAUGGGGUGGGGCAGGUCCCAUCAGCAUAGUCCCAAUGGAUAGAACCUGUUCCUCAGAGCACCCUCUAUGGCAGGCGUUCCCUGUUAGAGGGGUUCCUGGCCUGACCAUGACCAAGAAAGACCCUUCUGGGGCAUUUUCUUUGAAGCUGAGACACAAGAAACUUGACAAGAAACUCUGUGGCCUCCAGAUCCGUUGCACGAUGCUGUGUCCGGUGAACGGCUGGCCGAGCAGAUCCAGGAUGCUGAACAGCUAGAGUAGCAGUCUACACCAAAAUAGGUGAACUUACACUUUCCAACAAAAAACCCUGAGACUUUCAGAGAAUGAACUGAUACACAAUCAGGUUGUAUCUUAACGUUGUCUUAAUAUCUGUAGCCCACCACCCAAAUGCUUUUCCCUGUUCUGCAUUUGCUUUCCCAGUGAGAGGAGUAAGCUAUCCCUGAUGCAUUUCUGAACGGCUUUGCCAGUGCUGCUGUGGAGUACGUCCCUCCCGUACCUGCCUCCUUGGUGUGGAUGCAGCCCUUGGAGCUCCUGUAGCUGAGGCUCGAGAGCAGUUUUUAGUAGCUAUCAUCUGCUUUAUUAAAGUCAACCAGAAGGGAAUCUGCAGAGAUUGCUCCAGUUCAACCAGUCACUCCCCAGCAAAUUGAUUUCACAUCUUCCCAAACUUCAGAAAGGGGCUUAAGUGAGCUCAGUAAUACCCAGCUCUCUUCUGUCUCCUUCCACCAAGACAAGUUUAAUUCCGCUUAAACUGUUCUUGAUGGGUUUCAUCUAAUUUGUGCCGAAAACUUCCCACCACAGAGACACCACGCCUUCCCCAAGCAUUGGAUUGCAACACUCUGCUGCUUCCCACUAGGAUACUCAUCCUGCUGUUCAGCUUGGAUCCUACUCACUGCUUUUUGACUUGUGUCCCAAGAGAGCGUGAACAAAGCAUUACUCCUUUCUUCUGUGCCAUAGCCCCUUGCGCAUGCAAAUACCACCGUGCCGCCUUUGAACUUCUCUCUUCUAGACUCAGCGCAUCCAAGUCCUCAACGUUUCCCCAUAGCUCUUGCCUUCAGACCGCUAAUCUGGGGUCCACCGAGGUAGACGUGGCUUUCCUUGGAGCUCCCACCUCUCCAGCCCCCAUUGGAGAGGAAGGGACUGUUGGUGGCUCUCUGUCAGCUUUCUGCUGAGACGUCCCAGUAGUAGGUUGGGUUUUGCUCUCUCUCCGAGCUGCCCCACAUCCCCAAGCCCUACUGACACCAGCAUAGACGGUCAGGGUUGGACCACCCAAUUCCAGGUCAUUUCAAAGCACUUCCCACCUUGAUAUUUUCAUAGCAGUGGGUGAAACCAGCCUCGGAGCUUUUCUUUCUGUCUCUGGAAGAAAAAUAAGAAAACAAUAGGAAGAAAAGCUGCGUCAGAGCCAGGCAGAUCGGAGUUAAUCCUCCCUCAAAAUGGAUCCCGUCAGUGCCGGUGUACGUGAGAAUCGCCUCCCCUGCACCUUUGGUGGGUACUCUCCCCGGCACAAUGCUUCACUUUGUGUUUCAGCACAGAAAGAAAUGGUGAAGUUGCUAAUAAUGGCACUAAAAGAAAAUAUGCUACAUCUGUUAUGGAUAGCAGUACAAAAUUAGCUGAUCACACCUCUGACACCCAAGAUGUCUUCACUUAAAAUACUCGUUGGCUUACUUUACAUAAUUUGCUGAUUAUAUUUAAAAGAAAUACAAUUUUGCAAUUACUGUUCUUUCUGGUGUGCUAUCUAUGCAUCAUUUUCUUUUUAUGUUUAUAUAUUUCUCCUUCAUUAGUGCAGUCUGAAGGGUGAUUAGAUCCCUUCAAACAUUUUACAGAGGUUAAACGUUGAUUAAGAUUUAAUUAUUACUGUAAAUAGCUUGGAAUGACAUAUGGUGCAAAAACCUGACAUAUGUGCAUUUGAAUAAAUGAAGUGCUAUUUCCCAUGAUGCUCCAGUAGCUGUUUAACAGCUUUGCUGAAGGGUUAUGUUGCACCUCAUGUUAAGAUUGCUUUGAUGUUAUAUUUUGUUGGGUUUUUGCAGCUGAAAGCUAAGAACAGUUUUUCCAGUUUUUAAAAACAUUGAAUAUUUUAAAUACCUAAAUUGUUUUGCACAAAUUUUUGCUAAUUUGUCUAACUAGGUUAAACAUUUUCAAAAGCAUUUCGAUUUUAACAUGGGUUCCUAGCAUUGUGUCAGCAACAGCAUCAAUUCAAUGUAUAGGAUUUCUAAAAGUCUGGUCUUGCAAAGUGUCCUGUCACAGUUGGGAGCGGGAUCUUUGCUUGCUGCAGGAACCGGGAGCACCGCGGAUCCCUCCCAGGGACGCAGAGGUUCGGAGUGAUUUCAGAGCAAGGGAGAACUUUGUGCAAAGCCGGUGAAAGGAAAAAAUUAGGAAAGGGCUGGAGAUUUUAUGGCGACAGAGAAAGGGGUAGGUAGAUUUUAGCUGUGAUCCAUCCUCGUCGGAGGACAUAGAGCCCUGGUCCAGGAGACAAAUGAGUUUUGUCCCCUUGUGUCACCAGGCAGCCCGUGGCUUUGCCGCGUCCCAGCUUCGGGGACUGGAUUCCUUCUAGCACCAUGCGAGGGGACCUUGGCUGUGCGAAAAGGAGGGGAUGUCUCCUGGAAAAUGAUGGGUGGGAUCCGUUUGAUUCUCAGAGACACUCUAUAAUUCAUCGAAUGUUGCAAGGCAGCGAGCAUGCCUCAUUUCACGUAAUAUAAGUCAAUCCAGACAGGGUUGUUUUGAGACUUGAGCAGAAUAAAGCACAUUAAAAUGACACGGAAAAGACAUGAUUGACGUUGUA
This is a messenger RNA of Grus americana (Whooping crane), 4495 nucleotides long. It is a transcript of the gene SFXN5, whose product is annotated as sideroflexin 5. The coding region runs from base 1 to 1200 and encodes 399 amino acids. Gene Ontology annotation, cellular component: mitochondrial inner membrane. Lineage: Eukaryota; Metazoa; Chordata; Aves; Gruiformes; Gruidae. The transcript is spliced from 14 exons. The record is from RefSeq and is a predicted model, not a curated record. Gene Ontology annotation, molecular function: citrate transmembrane transporter activity; monoatomic ion transmembrane transporter activity. Gene Ontology annotation, biological process: mitochondrial transmembrane transport; citrate transport; monoatomic ion transport.